UCCAGGAAGUGAGUCCUAUGACAACAACCCUGUGACAAACCUACGCUGUGUGCUUUGGCUUGAGGAACACUUUUUAUUGGAAACCGCGAAAAAUGGAUUGAUCGUGUGAUUACGGGAAGAGCAUGGAGAAUGAUGAAUUUCCGUCAGCGGAUGGGGUGGAUUGGAGUCGGACUGUACUUGCUGGCCAGUGUUGCUGCAGUGUAUUACAUAUUUGAGAUCAGCCAAACAUACAACCGACUUGUGUUGGCACAAGUGGAAAAAACAUCUGGAGCACAGGCAAAAUGGUCAGGAGACGCUUCAUCCUCUUCCCCUUCUACGACCUCAUGGAUAGUGACUCUGAAAACAAGACUUCUCCUCCUGCCCUUCUGGGUUUGGGCCACCAUUUUCCUCCUCCCCUACCUGCAGGUGUUUCUCUUUCUUUACUCCUGCACGAGAGCGGAUCCCAAGACUGUAGGAUACUGUAUUCUGCCAAUCUGCCUUGCUGUUCUCUGCAACCGUCACCAAACAUUCACCAAGGCCUCCAAUCAGAUCAGCAGACUGCAGCUGAUUGACACCUGAAGAUGUGGGAUCAGAUCUUGGUGCCAUACAGUUUGGUGACUUUGAGUUUGAACGAUACAAAAGUGCAUUCAAUAAUAAUUUUUUAUUAUUUUCCAGUCCUGACUUCUUCUUUUUCUUUCUUUUUUUGGUUAUAGGAGUUAAAUGAGGACUAUAUUUAGGACUUUUCUGUGUUUUUCUUUACAAAUGAAUUGUUUGCAGUCCCACACCAGUUUUUAUUGUGUAAUUUUAGCAAAAUAGUGAUGUUUCAUACUGCGUCCUUUCAAGCCAAAUGAUGUAAGUGGUCUGCAUUUUCAUUAAGUAGAUUUAUUAAAGAGGAUGCACAAGUGUUUUCCAUGUAAGCACAGUGUAAGGUACUUUUUAGACGUUUAAUUUACAUUGAAAUAAAAGAGCUUUUAUAAUUUAAUUUAAAUUUGAUCAAGAAAGUCCAAGUCGCCUAAAUGGAGUCUGUUAAGCCAUGGUCCAAGCUUUGGAGAACAUUGUUGGGCCUGCAUGCAGAACUCUGAUGCUAAACUACUUGAAUAACACUUGUAAUUGUGAGUGGAUUGACUAGAAAUCAAUAUGAAUAAAGCUUUGUCAGUGUAUACAAGUAUAGAUGUUUCCAUAGCAUGAGGCCAAUGGAUUUGUAGUGUCACUUUAAUGCUUCAGUUGUUUGUUUCAACUCCAGCAGACUAUUUGUUAGUGGAAACUAUGAAAACUGCUAACUAGUUCCACUAACAGGAUGUUUUUAUUUCUUUAAACCAGUGUCUGAUUUGUAUUGAUUAUAAAAUGCACUCAAGGAAGGAUGUAAUAAGUGUAAAAUGUAAUAAGGAAACAUUUGUAUUAAGAACAACCAAUCUGUGAUGAAUGCGUUUGAAUAACAGUAUUUAUGUACGAUCAAAUAUGAUUCCUGUCAGCUCUUGAAAGUAUUUUUCUGCAAAUCUGUUCGACAAAUACAUAAUUAGUAUCAUCAUAGCCAUGAUCGAGUGUCCUCUAAGAAAAGACAUCAGUGUGUUUUGCAAAGCAAGUUGUUCACAUUCAUUGUCUGUUCGUAAUAGUUGUGCACUCAAUCUCAUGUCUUAUUGUGGAGGGAUAUCCGUAUAAUUUUAUAGCGUGGAUUAUCUUAUCUAGUAGCAGAAAUGCAAAGGGUUCUUUAAAGUUGUUGGGUGUGGUAGAUCACAAUGAGAUUCGAGUUUCAUAUAAGCCUGUGCCACAGAUGCAAGUGUUUUGGUUUUCAAAGCGACUUUGUGGAUAUAUUGGGUCAUAUUUGGGUGAUUCAUUAAUUUGUUAAAAUGUUGAAAAAUCCUUUUUUUUCCUCAAAGGGCUUGACUGUGAUUUAUUUUUUUUUUAUGAUAAUGUUUAAUGGGUAUUUGUUGAUAACUUUCCAUUGCAAUCUCAAUACACUGUGGUUUGAAACAACUCUGGAUUCUGACAAAAUCAAUAAAGAAAUGUAAUGUG
Molecule: messenger RNA, 1992 nt
Organism: Danio aesculapii
Lineage: Eukaryota; Metazoa; Chordata; Actinopteri; Cypriniformes; Danionidae
Gene: lyset
Product: transmembrane protein 251
Exons: 2
Coding region: 130-558 (142 amino acids)
Source: RefSeq, a predicted model, not a curated record